Molecule: messenger RNA, 801 nt
Organism: Lathyrus sativus (Indian pea)
Lineage: Eukaryota; Viridiplantae; Streptophyta; Magnoliopsida; Fabales; Fabaceae
Source: the annotation of a GenBank genome assembly
AUGUCUCGCUUCAGUAACAACCUAAUCGGAAUCCUCAAUUUCCUAACCCUACUCCUCUCAAUCCCCAUCCUAGUCAUGGGAAUCUGGCUCCACAAACAAUCCACCACCGAAUGCGAACGAUUUCUGGAAAAACCCAUAAUUGCCCUCGGUGUUUUCCUCAUGGUGGUUUCUCUCAUGGGUUUAAUCGGUGCUUGUUGCAGAGUCUCAUGGCUUCUAUGGUUCUACCUUCUCGUGAUGUUCUUGCUUAUCGUUCUUCUUUUCGCUUUCACGAUUUUUGCGUUUGUUGUUACUAACAAAGGGGCGGGUGAAGCUUUGUCGAAUCGGGGGUAUAAGGAGUAUAGGCUUGGGGAUUAUUCGAAUUGGUUGCAGAAUAAGGUUACGAAUGGGAAUACUUGGGAGAGGAUUAGGAGUUGUUUGGAAUCGGGAAAGCUUUGCUCUGAGUUUCAUUUGAAGUUUUUGAAUGAUAAUGUUGAGAAAUUUCAUACUGAGCAAUUGUCUGCUCUUCAGUCUGGAUGUUGUAAGCCUUCAGAGGACUGUGGUUUUGUUUAUGUGAGCCCAACAAACUGGACGCCCGGAAAUGUUAAUUCUACAAACCCUGACUGUAAAGUUUGGAACAACGAUCCAAAGAUUCUGUGUUUCGAUUGCCAAUCUUGCAAGGCUGGGUUACUGCAAAACCUCAAGACUGAUUGGAAGAAGGUGGCUGUUGUCAACAUCAUAUUCUUGAUUUUCCUGGUUAUUGUAUACUCCAUCGGCUGCUGUGCAUUCAGGAAUAACAGGAAGGACAAUUGGAAGAGAUAUUAG